GCGCGGAGCGCAUUUUAUGUACACGCAUACAUUAAAUUUGUAGCUCUGUCUACUGCUCUCGAUUUGUUGUUGUUGACUGCGGUGUGGCGGUGGUUUGUUUACUCGUUAGUUAGUUUGGUUCUUUAGCUGCUACAUUGCUCGCGGCUCGUUCUUGUGCCUAUAUCUGUAAUAUUGUAUACAAAACGAUAUAAAAGUGGUGCCGUAUAGCGAGUGCAUGAAAUAAAACGAUUGUGAUGAUGCGUAUUAUCGGCACGAUGUGCGGCUCUUUAUACAGUGUGUUUGUGCGAUACGACGAUGAUUUGUGCCGCCGCUUCUUCUGCUGACCGAGAAGAACCUGUUGUACCUUCGACUCGUGCGCAUGAUAUACAGGAUUACUCGGCAGAGAAGACGAUGAUGAUGAUGAUGAUGCUUAUGCCGCUGCUGUUGGCGCGAGUUGUUUAGCUCUCUCGUGCAGCGCAGCCUCCGUCUUGUCUGUGUGUGUGCAAACACAGCCGAUACUCUGUAUAAGAACGCACGCGAUCGAGCGAUAUACGCGAGCGGGGACCUACGCAACUUUGGAAGCGCAUCGACCUCUCCGCAUAGUCCACGCAUUUAAUACUCCGAGCUCCGAGCGCAGUUCCUCGUUUUUAGCAUUGAAAAAAAAAGAGUGCCAACAUGACGUCGAAAGCGAAGGCUGGAAAUUGGCUCGUGUUACCGCUGUCACUGCUGCUGUUGCUGCUCAUCGUCGCGGCAAAUCUGGUUGCUGCCUCGGACUUCCGGCAUAUCGCCUUUGAUGAUCUGUCGGAAAAGCAGUCGUUCGAGCAGGAAGGCGUUGCGGCCUAUUCCCAGCUGCUGUUUGACGUCGCCAGACAGCAAGUCGUCGUAGGUGCACGCGACAACCUGUACAGACUCACCCUGACCUCGUUGACGCCGCUGGAGCACGCGGCCUGGCCGGCGUCGCGCGACAAGAGCGAGAUCUGCCAGGCCAAGGGCCAGAGCAUCGACGACUGCCGCAACUACGUCAAGGUGCUGCUGAGCAAUGGCAAGAAGCUCUUCACUUGCGGCACCAACGCCUUCAGCCCGCAGUGCUCGUGGCGCGAGAUCGAGAACAUCAACAGCGCCUCCAAGCCGAUCGCCGGCGUGGCCAUGUGCCCCUACUCGCCGCACUCCAACGUCACGGCCCUGCUGUCCAGGGGACCCGGCGGCGGCCUGUUCGCCGGCACGCCGACCGACUUUUCCGGCGCCGACACGGCCAUCUACCGGAGUCUCGUGACCCCGCAUCUCAGGACGAGGCAGUACGAUUCAAAAUGGCUCAACGAUCCGCAAUUCGUCGGCAGUUUCGAGACGGAGAACUACAUCUACUUUUUAUUCAGGGAGUCCGCCGUGGAGUACAUCAAUUGCGGCAAGCGAAUUUACUCUAGGAUUGGUCGCGUGUGCAAACACGACCAGGGCAGCCCGAUGCUCAUGAAGGACACCUGGACGACCUUUAGCAAGGCCAGGCUCAAUUGCUCCCUGCCCGGCGAGUUUCCCUUCUACUACGACGAGAUUCAAGGGGCGGCUUAUCACGCGGAGGAAGGCCUGGUCUAUGCCACUUUCACCACACCGAGCAAUGCCAUCGCCGGUUCGGCCAUUUGCGCCUUCAACAUGUCGGCGAUCGAGGCGGCCUUCAACGGGCCGUACAAGCACCAGGAGCACUCGGGCGCGGCCUGGGAGCGCAAACCCGUGCAGCAUCAGCACGGCCAGGCCAAGUGCGGCCAGCAGCACAGCAGCGCCGGCGGCGGCCCGCAUCAGGACAAGUCGUCGCAGCACGUGCUCACCGACAAUCAGCGCUAUCAGCUCAUGGACGAGGCCGUCCAGCCGAUAAGUCCUAGGCCACUUCACACCACUACCCUCGAGAGAUUCAGUCAUCUGGCGGUGGACGUGACACCGACGAAGCGUCACAGAGCCGUCGCCGUGCUGUACGUGUCGACGAGCUCCGGCACGAUCAAGAAGAUAUCGGUUUUGCCGGGCUCGCUGGAGACGUGCAUCGUCGAGGUUUGGGGACCGCUCCCGUCGGCGCCCAUCACGCUGCAGUUCCUCAAAGAAACCAAGAGCCUCUACGUUGGUAUGCAGAACUCCCUGCUCAGGAUACCGACGGUGCAGUGCCAUCGUCACCGGGACGCCCAGUCGUGCCUCAAUGCCCAGGAGCCCUACUGCGGCUGGGACGAGCACCUGAUGCGCUGCGCCCCGGCGCCGAGCCAGACACCCGGCGGCUACCAGUCGAACCAUUGGAAGCAGGAGCUCGACAAGUGUCCCGUGCUCGACGGCCCCAUCAACGGCGGCUGGAGCGCUUGGGGCUCGUGGCGUAGCUGCCAGUUCGAGAGUGGCCAGGCUGUGGCGAGAUCGGCCAACGAUAACGAGAAUACGGACAGCUGCAUGUGUCGGACGCGCGAAUGCAACAACCCCGAGCCGAAGAACGGCGGCGAGUCGUGCAAGGGUGCCCAAGUCCGAGUGACCAACUGCACGGUGCACGGCGGCUGGACCGACUGGUCGGACUGGUCCGGUUGCAAUAAAAACUGCGGGCUCGCGUUGAAGACGCGACGUCGCACCUGCUCCAAUCCAACUCCACAGCAUGGUGGACGCGUCUGCCUCGGCGCCGACCACGAGGAAGCUUACUGCAACGAUUUGCCGCCCUGUUCCCUGCACGGCGACAAGAUCGCAGCCGCUACCGCGGCGGUCGCGCCAGCGACACCGACCAAGGGUGUGUGGUCCGGCUACGGGCCCUGGACCAGUUGCUCGAAAAAAUGCGGAGGAGGUUUCCGCACGAGGCGCAGGACUUGCGAGCCUCAGUCGAGACACAAGGACAGCAAAGUCGAGUGCGUCGGCUGCGACUUCCAAAUCGAGGAAUGCAACUUGCACGCGUGUCCCGAACCGAAACGCUUCCUGUCGACUCCUUGGAUACUGGCUGGCAACUCGAGCUCCGAUACGAGACUGGAGAAGCGUUACAAAUUUGCCUGUAAAGCUUCGACCGACGACAUAUCCAGCAUCAAGAUACAGGCAAAGGAAGAGGAGAGACACUGUCGACCCGAUGGUUCGUGCACCCGUAGGCCAGCCCCAGUGAGCAAUCUCAAUCUCGAGGCCAGCGCCGAUUCCUCUUGGAACGAUUGGUCACCGUGGUCGGCCUGCUCGCAGACUUGCGGUGGUGGCAUUCAGUACAGAAUGAAAAAUUGCGACACGUCCACGUGCGAAGGUCCCAUGACCGAAUCGCGUCCCUGCAACACGAAACCGUGCCGACUGACCUUCAGCCAGCAGACGGACAGCAGCUUGGAAAUCACGGAGCAGUCGGCCACGACGAUGGGCCAAUGGAGCUGCUGGACCGACUGGACCGAGUGCUCGGCCGUCUGCGGCUUCGGUCUGCGCAGCCGAACCCGAGUCUGCCUCGGACCCGGCGAGUGCCAAGGCCUCAGCAGCAUGACCGAGUCCUGCGAGAUGCCCAGCUGCGAGUACUUCCGCGGCUGGGACGAGUGGUCCGCCUGGACGCCCUGCGACAGCAGCAACUCGCAGCACCGUAAACGCAAGUGCACGGUGCAGCCCAACGGCGAGGACUGCAUCGGACCGACCAAGCAGACCAGAUGGUGCGCCAACGAAUUUUAUGGAAACGAUGUUAAUGCAUUGCCAUCGAGGGUAGAAGCGGCUGGAGUUGCCGUUGGUGCCGUGGUUGGCAGCUGCAUAAUUGGUUUUCUUCUUGGUUUGUUGAUGACUGCCAUCAUAUGCUUCUACUAUAUGAAACGCAAGAAGCCCGGUCUGCCUAGUAAUCCGCAUUAUAUAAGCAGGCAAAAUCCCUACGUCACCGUGCCUUUGAAAGAGCAGGUCAAACAAACGAAUAACAAACCAGUAAAGCGCCAGCCCAGCUUCACCGGCAGCAUAAAUGGUACUCUGCGCUCGAUCAAAAACAACAGCCUGAUAAACGGCGGCCAUCAUCAUUCGAAUCACCAGUGCAACCAUCAUCAUCAUCAUUCGCAUCAUCACAGUUGCAACGGUGUCAACAGCCUGCCCAAGCUCUAUCCAAAAGCACUCGAGUACGAAUCGGCGACGCUCAAGCGCAACAGCCGCGAGGCCGUCAUACGUGCUGAGCUCGAUCAGUACUAUUAGAGAAGACAACCCGUGAGAGACUUUUUUCACGACCACAAGACUGUGUAAAUUUCGUUUUCAACAAAAAAGAGUACGAGAAAAAAGAAUCGAGCUCAUUUGUCAUGGGUAAAAAGUAUUAUAUAUUGACGGAAUUUAAGGACAAUAGCAUAUAAUGACACUUUAUUAUCAUGAUAUACUCGAUUUCAACGACUCUUAGUGAUAACUAAACGUUUCGCGAUUUCAACGUAACUUUGAAUUUAGUUUUAUAACUAUAAUUAUAAAUAUUAAAUUUAAGCAUAUACGAGAAUGAAAAAGCUUUCGGACAAAUUAUAUUAUGUAUAUUAUCAUUGUUAAGGAUUUGAGAACGACUAAUUAUUUUUAAUAAUCGUACAAAAAGAGGCAAUCUUCCGAUGAUGUAUGCAUGUUAAUGUAUUUUUUAGAAAGACUAUAGUGGUUUUGAAAGCUAUAGCGUGACAAUCCGUAAAUCGCCGAAUUUCGAGAUUUAUUACUAUACGAUACGCUAAUGUUUUUUCGCAAUAUUAACAUUAGUCAUUAAUUAAACUGAUCGAUUUCUACAAUCGAAAAAUGUAUGUUAUUUUAUGUGCGAGUGUGUAAAUAGUUAGAAAAUCGAAUUUUUGACGUUUGAGUAUACGUGUGCGCGUUGUAAUUUGGGGCAUUCUCUCAUUUCAUUUGUAUAAAAAAACUUCACAAAUGUGUAAUUGAAAUUUUUACGCGUUGUUUCAUUCUUCACUCUCGUUUAAAUUGUGAAAACGUGAAAUAUAUAAAUAUAUAUUUAUAUAAAUGAAUUUAAAAGCGGAUAUUAUAUUAUAUUUAUAGAAAAUAGCAUAUCUAAUAGGAUAAACAGAGAUUUAUUAUAAUGUUAAGAAUCCCUGCACAUCUAUAUAUUUUGUAAAUAGCGUCUCUGUAAGAUGUAAGUAUUUUAUACUCGUAAAAAGCGUCGUAAUAUUUUUUAAGAACUCUUCGUUUUUUUAUAAUGAUAUUGUACAUUUACUAUUAUUAUUAUUUUUUUAUUAAGUCUUAAAUUUUGUAAACUAUAUACAGAGUGCCAGGAACGUGUGUAUUUUCGCCCGUAAAUAAGUAUCACUUUUUCCUUUACAAAAAAUGUCGAGCAAACAUUCGAAUAUAUAUUCUACGGUGUAUUUUGUGAAAGUCAGCGUGCCUUUUGAAAUAGACUAAAAGAAAAAGGAAACUGCAAUUAUGUGAGGAUUUCCUUUUGAUUGACAAAGAAUAAGGAAGAGAAUAAGAAAGCGGAAGUAGAUGAGCAAUAUAUUUUGGCUCACAUUGAGUCGAAGCCAAGACACUAUUUAACUACGCGUUAUUUGAAUUGAAAUUGAAUGACUGCCACCUUCUUUCUUUAAUGAAAGUGAAAAAAAUGUAACGUCAACUUCCGAUUUUAGGCAUUUAUUCGUACAACCCAGGAUAUUGUGCGGCAUAUGUAUGAAUCUACGAAACUUUAGUAUUGAAUAUGCGGGGAUACGCAACAGCGAUAUUUUUUGUGACUUUUUAUCGUUUACUGAUAAAAUAAACGUUUGUAAUAA
This is a messenger RNA of Trichogramma pretiosum, 5648 nucleotides long. RefSeq names its product semaphorin-5A (gene Sema5c). The transcript is spliced from 13 exons. The record is from RefSeq and is a predicted model, not a curated record. Bases 655 to 4110 code for a protein of 1151 amino acids. Gene Ontology annotation, molecular function: semaphorin receptor binding; chemorepellent activity. NCBI's taxonomy places the organism in Eukaryota, Metazoa, Arthropoda, Insecta, Hymenoptera, Trichogrammatidae. Gene Ontology annotation, biological process: semaphorin-plexin signaling pathway; neural crest cell migration; axon guidance.